AAUGAAAUAACAUGUUUUUUUCAGUGUCUAUAUUUUUGCCCUACAAAUGCGUGAGAAACCUGUUUGCCCAAGGGUUUAUUUUUUUUUAUUUACUUUAUAAAAAAUCGGAACAUUCAGGAAACAUUUGCACUUUUCUAGUAUGCUCUCUUCUCUGUCUCAUAAAGCCAGUGUGGCUGUUUAUUUUCUUGAUCAUAACGGAGUCACUGGUGCAAAUGAAGAAUCCUGCCGUUAGCACAGUAAAACAUGUCACCAGUGUUUUCUGGCCAACAGGUGGUGAGACCGUUACUGGGAGCGAGGUCCCACCCUUUUGACAAACACAGAAGACUGCCCGCUGCGGGAAACGAGGACACCUGCUGGAUGGAAGCUGCAAUCACAGGUCAAGUGCUUUUCCUCCCAUCUACAGAAUUGGAACCCUUUUUUAAAUUAUAUAUAUAUAGGGAAUGCUGUGUUUGUUGAGUGUAGAUAUGGGUGCGGUUUAGUCGAAGGUAAUUCUGCUUCAUUGUUGAGCUGCUGCCUCCAUCUGCUGCGUUUAGGCUCUUCCCAUCCGCCCUCCUCCCAGCCGCUGCCAGAGGGGUCAGCUCUUACAGCCUGAGCAGCAACUCACUACAGGAGGAGGUAAACACUGAACACACGUUGCGAUGGAAACUUCAGUGCUUUAAGAACAAACCGAGUGAAAAGUGUCCAGCUGCUGAGAGACUGGAACCAUGAUCGACCUCAGUCAUCUGACGGAGGAGGAGCAGGGGAUGAUCUUGACCGUGCUGCGGAGGGACGCCGAGCUCAAAAAGGCAGAGGAGGCCAGAAUAAGGAAACUGGAGGCCAUCCUGGAAAGGAACGCUCAGGCUGAAACCAAGUUGAAGUACCUGACAGGCGAGUGGUUUUAUGAAGCCAAAUCCCGCAGACACAGAGAUAAAAUCCACGGCUCGGAAAUCAUCCUGGCUUCCAUGAAGCAGAGGAAGCCAGCUGGAUCGGAGGGGUCUCUGAAGCUGGAACGGUUCAACACUCCCAGCAGCCAUGGUUCUGAUGUCGUGGUCCAACAAAGAGCUGCCAGCACUGUGGAAGCCGUGAAAGCACAGGAGAGCAACAGUGAUGCUGAGAUACAGACUGCAGUCAGUGCAGUCCAGUCUCCAAGAUCGCUGAGACACAACCCCUUCAACAGAGCUUCGCUGAUUGUCGUGGAGCCGGUUGAACAUGCCGACUUGAAGCUUCAAGAACACGACGUCUACGAGGGAGAGUCGGCGUCGUCACUACGGCUCCUCCCUUCAGAUGAGACCAGUCAAACGUCGAGCAGCUCCUUGACAUCACGGGGCUCGUCUUUGGGGUUGAAGCCGGUCCCCAAGAAGAGGACUUUCGUCUCUCGGCAGAACAGCCAGAUGGACGCCAACGAUCUGAGCUUGGACCCUCGCACAAGCUCGGCCGAAGUGGUCCCAGCGCCGCGAUUCAGCCGCAACCAGAUCUCCAGCGGGAGCUCCAACCAGUCGUACAAGAGGGGCAGCAUUGAAACACCUCACAAGAGCAUCUUAUCGUACUCAUCUUCUGAAACCUACAGCUCACUGUCUGAGAGCACGCAGCAGGUAGCAUCUCAGCAUCUACCCAAUUCCAGUCUGGAAAGAGCCGCCUCCCCCACAGCCAGUGAGAGACUCACUGGAGAAACCUCUCAGUUGAACAGUGACGCGGGCAAAGUCACUCCAAGAGGAAGUGCCACUCUGGACUACUUUCCUGCCGUCAGUGCUCAAGGCUCUGGCAGAGAAGUCAGCAGCAGCGUGACAUCAGCCCGACAGGAUGACAUCAGCUUGCCCCGCAGCAUUGUGGAUGUGCGUCCUCCGGUCUUGUAUGAUCUUAUCUACAUCGACAAAUCUGGUCAAAAAACACAGGAGAGGGCGAAUGAGGGAAAUGUCUUUAAAUUGUCCACUCAGACGUCAACUCCUGCUGCUGAUGAGGACGAUUCCAUUUCCAAGGUGUUGGACUGGUUCAACCGGAGCACUGACAGCAACGACUGGCUGGAGUGUGAAGACGGGCCGGAGAUCAGGAAGACCUCUCAAAAAGACGAGGAGAUGAAGUCCAGUCAAAGCGAGAAGUUGUCGAAUAAAGUUUCACCAGAGUCCAAGGCGACGGACAGAACUGCGAGUGAUGCAAGUGAAACCAAAGAAGAAGUGCUUCCUCACCUGAAGACCUUUGGGGAGAGCAACAACACUUAUCCCAAAGUAGAUAGCAGCACUUCGGUAUUGAGUGAUGAUGGACAGAAAUUGAUGAAGGAACCCAAUGGAGCAUCGGAUCUGCAUCCUAAAAAUGGCGCCGGGAGUGUUACAUCCAAUAUUAGCAUUGAAGAAGAAAAAGAAGUGCUGACAAUGCCGAAUAAAGCAGACCUUGUUGAUCAGGAGAUGCCAGCAAGUCAAAAAUACAAUCUUGACCAAACAAUUUCUAGAAGUCCUCGUCCCAGAACACCCACCUAUGCCAGUCCCAAUUCCCAUAGUCUCUCACUGGUGCCGGCAGAAGCGCUGUCUAACAGCAUUGGUCUCUCCAGGGAGGCGUCUCUGAAAGUGGUGGCAGAUGUUACGUCCCUGUCCCCAGAUCCUCAAACUAGGGAGAGUCUGGACUCCCCUGGGUCACUAAGCAACACAGAUGGCAAGCUGGGGUCAACCCCGUCCUCACUAAGACUGACAGAGACGUCCAGCCGAGACAAAACCUCCAGCCCUUAUCCGCAGAAACCAAACCUGGUUAGUCAAGAAACCACUGCUGAGAAAAUCAAGCAGCUGAAACAUUUCUGGUCCAUGCAAAGUGCUGACAAAUCGAGAGGUCGAGUUGAAGCUAAAUACAAUCGUGGCUCAACGAUGAAUAAAAGAUUCACAAAAUCUGAAUUUGACUUGAGCUUAGUCGGAGGGGUUUCUGGAACCGUUGUCAAGGACUCGCAGAGAAAUCAAUCGGAAUUCAACGUACCGCCUUUAAAUAGGAGAUUAGACAAACAGUCACAGCAUCUUGGCACGAGCCGCGAACAAUUCAACACCCUGAGAGAGUUCUGGGACGACACCUUGUCCGAUUCGAAAGGCUCCACUGACAAACCUAAAAGCCCCAAAAGGAAGGACCAAGUCAGCCCACACCUUUAUCGGAGAGAUUCAUUCAAGAAUAAAGCGCAGUUAUUCCCUGCGUCUCCUGUAAAAUCAACGCAGUUGAGUUCUGGCUCCAGGGCAGCAAGUGAGACCAAAAGUCACCAAGAUAUAGGGAGGGAGGAAAAAACCUUGAAAGCACCCAACGUUCGCUCACCAAAGAGCAGAAGAGACAGCUUCUCCAACUCCAGCAGCUCCAGAAUGCGGCGAGCCACCAGCAUGUUUGCGUUGAUCGCCCCAGAGGAAACCAGCCAAGGAGCAUUGAGGAUCGACGUGAGCCCAGUCCACUCUCAGAGCAGGAAACAGAACAAGUGGACCAACUCGGAGAAGGGCUCCAGGUUCACCAGCGAGGACUCGGAAGCCUCUGCUCCCCUGGCUCGAGCAUUUGUUCCGACAGACUACAGCCAUUACCUGGGCAUGGCUGACUUAAAUGCGAAAAUCGGAACCCUGGGAAGUGAAGCGUCAGGCAGCAGACCCGGGUCGGAGCUGGACCUGGGCGGGCCUGUGAGGUCCAGCACGCCAGUGAGUUCAGAGGAGCGUCACAGCAAGAAGGGCAGCAAGAUGAGUCCUCGUCAACUGUGGCGAAAGGGCAGCAGCUCGGACUCCACUGGUCACGAGUCCAUGAGCAGCACAUCUGGAUCCUGGUCCAACACGAGGAGCAUUUCCAACCGAGAAAACCGUGACGAUCCUUUACGCAAAGCACUACGUCGAGCGGCAGCACGACCCACAAACAUGACGAAGAGCAUGGAGGACUUGAUCGCGUCCCUGUCCCCGAGACAAAAAAGAAGACAUGAACAAGCUGCAGAGAAGAGGCGCACCAGUGAUGCCAUGCCUCUACCGCCAAUUCCCUCGCCGGUGUUGUCUGACCUGAAGAGCCUUAAGAAGAUGAGCAAAUCGGUUCCAUCGUGUUUGCAGAAGGAGGAUGAUGUGGAAGAGUCUAACUCUGCCUGUGAGGAGGAGGUGGUCUCCCCCUCCAUGUCUAACAUCACUAACUCCGCUAAAGUGACCUCUAAGCCGUCUCUGAGUGGAAGUGUGCUCACGAUGUACCCCGGCGAAUUUGGGAACGUGGAGGUUCAGGGAAACGUCCAGUUCUCCAUCAACUACGUGCAGAGGCUCAACGAGUUUCACAUAUUUGUGGCUGAGUGCAGGGACCUGGCCGCGGUCGACCCCAAAAGAGGUCGCUCAGAUCCAUAUGUGAAAACCUACCUGCACCCUGAUAGAUCAAACCUCGGAAAAAGGAAAACCUCAAUAAAAAAGAAGACACUGAAUCCUACGUUCAACGAGAUCCUGCGAUAUCGAGUUCACAUGGAGUAUCUGCGAACCCAGACGCUCAUUCUCUCCGUUUGGCAUCAUGACACAUUUGGCAGGAACAGCUUCCUGGGCGAGGUGGAUGUGGAUUUGUCCAAGUGGGACUUCGACCACACCCAUAUGAACUACAUGGCCCUCAAACCCAGAACAACACCCGCUACAGCGCCCUCUAAUGGCCGAGGGGAGAUGAGACUCGCCGUACGUUUCCUGCCACAAGUCGUACGCAGUGAAGAAGGUCCAAGCACCGGAGAGCUUCACAUUUGGGUAAAAGAAUGCAAGAACCUUCCUUUAGUUAGAGCCGCCAUUGACCCCUACGUGAAGUGCUUUGUGCUUCCGGACACAAGCAGGAAGAGUCGCCAGAAGACACGUGUGCUGAGGAGAACGGCGGACCCGGUCUUCAACCACACCAUGGUGUACGACGGGAUCCGAGAGGAAGACCUGACUGAAGCCUGCGUGGAGCUCACCGUCUGGGACCGGGACCGACUGGUGAACAACCUUCUCGGGGGGCUGAGGCUCGGAGCAGGAACUGGGAUGAGUUACGGAGCCGUGGUGGACUGGAUGGACUCGACACAGUAUGAAGUGUCGCUGUGGGAGCAAAUGGUGGCCACCCCGAACGAGUGGGUGGAGGACGUGCUGCCGCUUCGAAUGCUGAACACCAAAGCUGCUUUCAAAUAAGUUACCCAGCCACACUUUCAUACAGGAUCACUUUCAGUUCCAUUUGUUUUCUGCCAAUCUUUCACUAUUAGCAUAGUGCUUCGUAGCACACUUAAAUUUUAUAUGAAAAAGAAAAUGAUCAAAUUAAAGAAAAUAUUUUUUAAUUUAAUAGAUAGAAAAUAGGGCUCCAUUAAAUGCAAUAAAAUCAGAUCUUUCAUCCACUUAUUUUAUUUAUUCUAAUAUAUUCCCAAAUAUUACAACUAAUUUAGACACCGUCGAUUCUCCCAAAAUGAAAUUAUUUAAAGAAUUAAAUUAAAUCCGAUAUCUAAAAAAAAACAAGCUUCCAUCAACUAUACUCAUAAAAUAAAUACAAUUUUCAAAUUCCUGAUUUUUUUUUUCUUUUUUACUCUUAUGAAGGUCAUUUUCACCAUUAAAUAAACCUGACCUGAUGAGAUAUUAAAAUCAAGCCACCAUGUGACAAUGCUAAUAUUAAUACAGAAUCUGAAAAAUGAUUCUGCUCAGCUCAUAACUUGUAACUGUUAUUGGCCCAAUUUGGAGGGUUGGGGGCGCCAGAUUAUCGUCCCUGAAUGCUUGCUUGUUAUUUGUGUUUCCAGGAUUUAUCGACAAUAAACUUCCAGUCAUC
Messenger RNA from Synchiropus splendidus (mandarinfish), 5706 nucleotides. It is a transcript of the gene sytl2b, whose product is annotated as synaptotagmin-like 2b. Gene Ontology annotation, molecular function: small GTPase binding; neurexin family protein binding. The record is from RefSeq and is a predicted model, not a curated record. Bases 705 to 5084 code for a protein of 1459 amino acids. Gene Ontology annotation, biological process: intracellular protein transport; exocytosis. Gene Ontology annotation, cellular component: plasma membrane; exocytic vesicle. NCBI's taxonomy places the organism in Eukaryota, Metazoa, Chordata, Actinopteri, Syngnathiformes, Callionymidae. The transcript is spliced from 20 exons.